AUGAAGGAAACAAUGUCUUAAUUCAUCUGUUCUGGACUUGUCUAUAAAUUAUUUGUCUUUGUUGAAUUGAUGCAAAAUGUAUAUUAUUUAUUAUAACUAGAUCUAUUUUGUUAUGCAUCCCAUUUUGUAAUUUGAAUUAGAUAUAGUCUUUGUUCAAUAUUUUAGAUAAGUGAUUCAAUAUUCUUAAUUGACCUACAUUUUAGAUGCAAUGGAUUAAAAUUAAUCUAUAAUCUUAUUAUACACAGCAUUUGGUAUAUAAAUCACUCUGCUCUUUUUAAUAGGACUAGGUGUGAACUUUGUCAAAUAAAAAGUAUAUAACAAAUUAUAAAAUAGAAAAAAAUAACAACAAUCACUUCAUACUCAUUCAAAGCUAUUAGUUUUUAUGCAUUAAUUCUCAAUACAUUUUUGCAUGUUUGUUUUAUAAACAUUUUCUUAGUAUUUCUGAUUUGUUACCCAAAUUCCUAAUAUAGUUAAGAUGUAGAAUGUUAUUCAGGUUUAUAUAUACUUCAUACAGUAAUGGCAGCUUUAGGUUUAUUUUUAUACUUUAUAAUUCAAUAUUAUUUUUCAACUUUUUAUAUUGAUUUAAAGUAAAUGAUAUUAUAUUAUAUAAUAGACCUUUCUCAGAUGUACCUUUUGCAUAACCAUAGAGUAGAUAUGAUUAUAUGAAGAUCUUAUUUAAAUGUGCAAUACUAUUAUUCAUUACUAUUGAUUACAAAGCUGAAAAUCCUUAAACUUAUAUAAUAUUUGUACUGAUAUUAUAUUUUAUUUUACUAAUGUUUAGAAUUUAUGAGCCAUAACAUUUUUAACUAGAUAUUUAUAACUUUUUGAUUGCUUGUGAUGUCAUUUAGUUUAGUUUGGCUUUUUCAUAUACACUUCACAAAUUCUUAGAUAAUGGUGCACCUGAUACAGUUGGAUUCUAUUUUAUAUUGGCAUCAAUUCCAUUUAUUUAUUAUUGUGCUAUCUAAAUUGGACAUAAGAAGAAUCAUUUUUUUUAAGUUAAAGGAAUAAAGAAAUUAAGUGAUCCAAAUUAACAUGAAUAACUAUUUAAUUAACUAAUAUUUAUUAUUGAUCGAAGAGAUAAUCUAUAGAAUUAUUUAUUAUUGGAAGGGAUAUUAGUAUAACAUAUGGAAACAUGUCAAAAUUCAAAUUGUUAAUGUUAAUAUUUAAGUGAAUCUAAAUCAAAAGAAUUAGAUGAUUUAAUAUGGUACAAAUUUAUAAUUUAAAUGAUUGAUUUAUCAAUUACUAAAUUCCCUAAAAGUUGUAAAUUACAUUUGUUGUAAUCAUAUAUUUAUAAUAAUAAAUUAAAUAACAAAUUUAAAUGUUAUUAUUCACUAUAACAUAUUAAAUCAUUAGAAACUACAUUAAAAGAAGAAUUUCAAUCUUAUAGAGAUUUACAUACACUUGAAGAAAUAAUGUAAGAAGAAGAUUAAAAAGCUGAAAUUAUUAUUGAUGUUCUUUAAGUUGUUAAGUUUCAGAAAUAUUUUGGAUAAUUUUAAAAUCUAUUAGAAGAAUCUGUUAAAAGACAUUAUGAAUUUUGGUGUGAAUUAUAAGAAAAUAAUCCAGAUAUUUAAAAAUUAUUUACUUUAGGUAGUCAAAUCACUUAAUCAGUUGAAGAUGUAAAAGAAUUGUAUGAUAAGCUUAUUGAAAUUAAUCCUAAUCAUAUUAAUACUUUGAGAAUCUUUGGUCAAUUUUAAAAUGAAGUUAUUAAUGCAGACAAUUUGGGUUUAAGAAUUUUGGAAAAAGCAACUCAAAUAGAAAAUGCAUAAUUAGCAUAUUCAAAUGAAACAUAAACUGAAAAAUAUGGUGAAAAUAGUAAUACAUGUAUUAUGACAUGUUCAGCUGAGACUAAAUCUCUAGGUUUAAUAUAGAGUUGUAACAAAGAAAUUGAAAAAUUAGGAUAUCAUAAAUAUGAAUUGAUAAAUUAAUUUAUAACUCGUUUGAUGCCUAAAUGUUAUGCGGAAAACCAUGAUAAAUUUAUGUCGAAGUAUUUAGAAACAAAUGAAAGUAAAAUUGUGGGUAAAGAGAGAACAGUAUAUUGUCAACAUAAAAAUGGUUCUAUUGUUCCAUGCUUAUUGAUGUUUAAAAUUCUACCAUAAUUGAAAAAAGGAUUAAGAAUGGUGAGUUUCUUUAAAGUAUUGGAAAACUAUGAUUCCCAUUAUUAUAUCUUAUUUAAUCCAACAACAUUUUUGAUAUAUGGUUUGAGUCAGAAUUGCUAAGAUUCGUUUGGUAUACCAGCCAAUUUUUCAUAUGGUAACAAUGCUCAUUCUAAUGAUUUUACAAUGGAAAUAUUGAUUCUCGAUUUUAAUCACUUGGUAGAGAAAUUGAAGAUUUCAUAAGAAAAUAUUUAAACUGCAUUUCCACUAUAAUUGGAUACAACAAAAUUAUAAAAAUAAUUUAUUAUGGAAGAUUCAGUAGAUAGAUUAUCUUUAAUGGAAGAAGGUGAAAUAAAUAAUAAUAAUAAUUUAUUAAAUUAGAAUGGAACAUCAGAAUAAUUGAAAUCUUCAGUUAAAAAGGAAUCCUUAUUCAAAAUCUACAAAAUUAGUUGUACAGUUGAGAAAUAAUAAUACACUGAUUUAGAAGUAGCUAUUUUAAAAUUUACAGAAGCGACAGCAUUUUAAGAAGCAUCAAAAAGUGGGAAUUAUUAUUAGAGUGAAAUAAAAUUGAAAUCAAAAUAAACUAAAUACUCUUCUUCUGCUACAAAAAAAAAGGCUGAUUAAUAAAUUAAUGAAGAUUAUUUGAAUGAGGAUAGAUCAUCAGUUAAUUCAGUUUAAUCUAGUUUGAAUGAUGAUAUGCGUAGAUUAAAAGAUUUUAAAGCUUUAAUGAGUGAAAAGAAAGUGCCUAGAAAUAUUAGAACAAUUUAAAUAACUAUGUUAUCUUUAACAUUAAUUUUAUUGACUGUUUCGAUUGUUGACUUGGUAUUAAAGGGUAUAUAAAAUACUUCAUUUAAAUAUUCUUCUUAGAUAUUAUCAGAUGUUUAUUGGAGAACCAAUUAAAUGUCUACAAUUACCUUUCAUUCUAGAAUAUUGGAAAUGCUAGGCAAAGGAGAAUAUAAUAAUAGUGAUGGAUUUACAGCUUAAUCUUUGAGAUAUGAUGUAAGUAUUAUAAAAUAAUAAUAGUUAUUAAGCAGAUUGAAAAUUGUAUAAUAAUUGUAAUUUGAUACUUUGAAAGUAAAGAAUGAUUUAUUGAAAUAAAAUGUAGAAGUACCAAUUUAAUACAAUUACAAUUUUACAUCUCUUUUGAUUGAUAAUUCAUUUUAGGAAACUGAAUUAACAUUGACAGAUUCAAUAAGAGAAGCACUUAGUCAUUUAGUAAUAUUGAUUGGAACUGAUUUACAAAAUUUUAAGAUUGGUGAUUAUAUUACUCCAGCACAAUAAUCAUUCUUUUUCAUUAAUUAUAAUGGAUUAAGAAAUAUAAGAUUAGGAUUAGAAGAAAGAGCAGAAUAAUUUUAUACAUUUUUUUAAGAUUUAAGUUCUAAAAAAUUUGGUACAUUCUUAGCUUUGAUGAUUAUUAGUAUUAUAAUUCUAAUUAUAACUCAUGCAAUUGUAAUACCAAUUUUAUUAAAAGUGGAUAGAGCAAAUAAUAAGGUAUUGAGUAUGUUUGGAUUAGUAAUAUAUUUAUUUAUUUAUAUAGAUACCACCUAUAGAGAUAAAGGAGUUGUCAGAUAAAUGUGAGAAGUUCUUAAAAGAGUAUAUAGAAGAUUUUAAUGAGAAAAAGGAACUUGAAAAUAGAAUUAAUAAUAAAAAUCAGGAUGAAAACAAAAAAUAAUAAUAACAAGAUAAACAUUAUAUUGAGAUGAAUAAUGAAGAGCAUAUUGAUGAGAAAUAGAAAGAAUAAAUGGAAAAGGAAAAGGAAUUAUAGAGAUUAGAGGAUGAAGAAAAGGAAAGGUUGAGAUUAGAAAAGAUGGAAGAAGAUAAAAGAAAGAAAUAAGAAGAGGAAAAUAAAUAAAAAAGGUAUUUGAGACAUAAAAAGAAAAAGAAACAUAAAUAUAAUAUUUAAGAAAUAGAAUUGACUGAAGAUGAAAGAACACGUAUAGAAAAAUUAGAGAGAUCUAAUGAAAAGAAUGAUUCUUCAGCUCUUAUCAAGUUUAUGUUGUUUUUUAUAUUAUUUACUGGUUUUUUUGUAGCCUAAUUAGUUCUUGAAGUAACCUAUUUAAAUAGUAUAACAUUUUUAUUUGAACAUCUUAAAUUAUCUCAUUAAAGAUAUUACAUUAUGAUGUAUAGAGUUGUAUAUGGAAUAGAAGAUAUAAUAUAAGAGAAACAAAUAAACAUUGACAAUGUUUGGAUGCAACAAUUAUAUCAUACUCAAAUUUAUGAUGCAGAGAGAGAUGUAUUUGAAUCCUAUAAAUCAGUAAUUAUAUUAUUUAAAUCAUUUUAGUUUCCAUUGACUGGUUUUGAUACAUAUAAAUAAUACUAUGAUUGGUUCAACUUCAAUGAUAUGUGUUCUAAUAUUACAUUGAUGUCAUCUUUGGGUGUUACAAUUACUGAAUCUGGAUGUCGCUAAGUUUAGAAUGGUAUCUUAGAAAAAGGAUUGAGAACUUCAGUAAUUAAUCUAGCACUUUAUACAAAUGAUUCUUUAAAGAUAACUGGUAAUAAUACUAAAUAUACUAUAAUAAAUGGAAAUACCUUUUAAAUUAUAAAUGACAUUGUAAAAUAUAUUAGACCUGCUUUUAAUACCUUAAAUGAUGUUUACAUAGCAGAUUCACUUGAAUAUAUUAAUUAUGCUCAAAACAUUGAAGUUGUCAAAUUUAUUGUUUUGAUAAUAGCUUGGAUUAUCUUGUUUUUUAUAAUAUGGAUGCCAUAUUUAACUAAACUGAGUAUUUAGAUAUGGAUGACAAAAGGAAUGUUAAAUAUGAUACCUAUGUCUAUUAUUUAAAAGAAUGAAAAACUUAAGUACAGAUUCUUAUAAGAUAAUAUAAUGACUAUGGUACAAUGA
This is a messenger RNA of Paramecium pentaurelia, 4932 nucleotides long. Lineage: Eukaryota; Ciliophora; Oligohymenophorea; Peniculida; Parameciidae. The record is from the annotation of a GenBank genome assembly.